Molecule: messenger RNA, 2894 nt
Organism: Pangasianodon hypophthalmus (striped catfish)
Lineage: Eukaryota; Metazoa; Chordata; Actinopteri; Siluriformes; Pangasiidae
Gene: itgb2
Product: integrin, beta 2
Exons: 16
Coding region: 131-2446 (771 amino acids)
Biological process (GO): cell adhesion mediated by integrin; integrin-mediated signaling pathway; cell-matrix adhesion
Cellular component (GO): focal adhesion; integrin complex; cell surface
Molecular function (GO): amyloid-beta binding; integrin binding
Source: RefSeq, a predicted model, not a curated record
ACUGCGUUUUUGGCAAAUGGGCUGCAUUUCUGCUCUUUUCAUCUCGUGUGCUGAAGUAACAGUCAUAUGUGGCAGGAAGUGAACACUUCAUGCAAACUUCUGUCUUAAACACGGCAUUUCAGAAUCCAAAAUGCCACAAGCAAUGAAGGUCAUUCUCCUGCUGUUAUUUGGACAAUAUGUCUACUCUCAGGAGGAAUGUAUAAAAUCAUCAGUGGUGUCAUGUAAUGACUGCAUUAAAUCUGGACCAGGAUGCACCUGGUGCCAGGACUUGGGGUUCAUCAAGCCUGGAGAGCCAGAAGCAGUACGAUGUGACACAGAGAAAAAGCUUAGAGAAAAAGGCUGCCCACUAGGAAAGAUAAUCAACCCACCCAGUACCUCGGACUUUCGUCAGAACAGACCACUGUCAGGGUCAGAGAGGACGAAUAAUCCAGUUCAGGUGCAGCCACAAGAAAUUGAACUCAAUUUACGACCAGGUCAUGCCUACACGUUCAAGCUCAAAUUUAAAAGGGCAGUGGGUUACCCUGUUGAUCUGUACUAUCUAAUGGAUUUGUCCUACUCAAUGGAUGAUGACUUGAAGAAUGUGAAAAACCUGGGAAAAGAAAUACUUAAAAAUCUGCGGAAAAUCACUGAAGAUGCAAGGAUAGGCUUUGGCUCAUUUGUUGAUAAAACACUUCUUCCAUUCACGGACACAACCGAAGAGAAGUUAAAAAAGCCCUGCCCAGCCAAAGCACAGGAAUGUCAACCGGCAUUUGGCUAUCAGCAUGUCCUCAGUCUGACAAAGGAUGAGAAACAAUUCAAUGAAAUGGUCUCUACACAGAAAAUAUCUGGCAACUUGGACACACCAGAGGGAGGUCUGGAUGCCAUCAUGCAAGUUGUCACCUGUGUGAAUGAGAUCGGCUGGGGAAACAGCACACGGCUGCUGGUGCUGGCCACUGAUGCUGGCUUCCACAUGGCAGGCGAUGGGAAACUUGCUGGCAUCCUCGAACCCAACCAAGAGACUUGUCGGCUGGAUAAAAACAACAUGUACAGCAUGAGCAACACUUGGGAUUACCCAUCUGUUGGUCAGAUAGCCAGGAAGUUGGAAGAGCAAAACAUACAGCCUAUUUUUGCUGUAACUGAAGAUGUGUCACAAAUAUACAAAGAGCUGAGUAAACUGAUUCCUAAAUCAGAAGUUGGAGUACUAAGUACAGAUUCAAGUAAUGUGGUAAAACUAAUUGAGGACGCAUACAAUAGACUCUCCUCUAAUAUAAUUGUGACCCAUGACGGUCUCCCAAAAGACAUAUCGGUAACAUUCACAUCUAAUUGUGAGGGAGGAGAGAAGCCUAGUGAUAAGGGGACAUGCAACAAUGUCGCCAUCGGACAGGAGGUGAUUUUCAGUGUAACUGUAAAGGCAGCAAAAUGCCUUACUAAAGAGAGCUUCAACAUUGGUCCUUUGGGGUUCAAUGAAAAACUGAAGGUUUCAGUUAAAACACGAUGUGAGUGUGAGUGCGACAAUCAGGAAGGUGUACACCCAUACUGUAAUAGUCAAGGCACGGUUGUCUGUGGCACAUGCAGCUGCAAGCCUGGCUUCCUGGGACAGAAGUGUGAGUGCAGCUUGGGUCAGAAAGAUGAGGCCACGCUGAAGGCUCAAUGCCGCAAAGACAAUGGGACAGAGUGUGAGGGCCGUGGAGACUGCGUGUGUGGAGUAUGCAAGUGCCACCAAACCGAGGGGGGCAAAUCCUACUACGGUCUUCACUGUGAAUGUGAUGAUGAACACUGUGAAAAGUACCAAAACAAACUGUGUGGAGGGAAAGGGGAUUGCAGAUGUGGAGAAUGUAAAUGCAAUGAGGGCUAUGAAGGAACAGCCUGUCAGUGCAUGAAAUCUGAUGAAAGUUGCCUGACGGGAGAAACCGUGUGUCAUGGACGUGGCAAAUGUGUGUGCAACCAGUGUGUUUGCGAGAGGGGAUACAAGGGACUCCGAUGUGACACGUGUCCCACUUGCGAAUUGCCAUGCCAAGUAUCGGGGAGCUGUGUUGAAUGCAAGGCAUUUGGGACAGGACCAUUUGAGAAGAACUGCACAGCGUCCUGCACCCACCUUGAAGUUAUAGAAGUUGAAAACCUGGGAAGAAAGGACUGCCGAGUGAAGGACAGAGAAGGCUGCUGGAUGAGCUUCUCAAUGACUGUGCAAGAUGGAUUUGACAAAUAUACUGUGAAUGUCCUCAAGGACAGAGAAUGUCCUGAGGGGCCAAAUGUUGCUCUCAUCGUGGGUGGAUCUCUGGCUGGUGUGGCACUGAUUGGACUUCUACUCCUCAUCCUCAUUAAGGCAAUAUUUUAUUUCAAAGACCUCAAAGAGUGGAAGAGGUUUGAAAAGGAAGCGCAGCGCCGUCAGUGGGCAAAAAGUGAAAAUCCAUUAUUCCAGAAGGCAACGACAACUGUUGCAAAUCCUGCAUUUACUGGAGACUCUUAAGGUAGUAGUAGAAGUAGUGGUAGUAGUGGAUCCCUGGAGAAAACUGUUAUUUAAAAUAAAUCUACUGUAAAUGUAUUACACAUUACUAAUCCAGUACUCAAGCAUGCUUUUCCACUCCACAUUUUUGCACCAUCCUCUGUGCUGGGUAAUUAACACUGUUACUUGAACACCUGAGCACAGUAAUCAGUGUUCUGUAGCCCAUGAUUGCUUCUAAGGGAAUUGGAUUGGGACCCACAGGGGAUUGAUUUGUGACUGUGAAAUUGUAUUUUGCUCCCCUUUUAUGACAUAUUCAACUGUUUAAAGUAUUAAUGUGUGUUGCCAAAUGGCUGUUGAGCUUCAGUUCCUUGUAUAUAAUUGCCUAUUUUGACUUUUGUAUAUGAUCUUUUGUGUGUACUAGGAAAGUGUGUGUAAUGCACAUUUAAAAUCUAAAUAAAAUGUCUUACUUAAA